UAAAUAGAACUUGCUGCUAGCAGCCAACACCUAGUGUAAUCGUGGCUGUGUAUUGAGCAAGUACGCUAGCUAACGUUUAUAGUUUAUUUACAAACUAUAAUAAAAAAAGUUUUUGUGGUUAAAAAACCCACUCGUUCAGUCUACACUAAACAAAGAAAAAGCACAUACGCAAAAUGGCGCGUGUGUGGCCUGUUUUAGGUUUAUUUGUAUUGUGCUGUGCUUUGGCCGCCAGUCAAGAAACAAAUGAUAAAUUAGAAGGUAUCGAUGUAGAAGAAGUCUGUACCGAUAGACCCGGUGAUGAAUACUUCCGUUUGGAUACCGAAGGCGAUUGUCGCGAAGUCUACAGAUGUGAUAAAGGUGAAACGGGUAAAACUCGUUUAGCAUCAAUUAAAUGCUCUGGCGGUUUGGCAUUUGAUAUUAUGAAACAAACCUGUGAUUGGAAAACAAAUGUUAAAACUUGUAAUGAAAUUGAGAAGCCACGCAAAGUUAAGCCCAUCUUGAAAACCGAUGAACCUAUUUGCCCCGAGGGUAAAUUGUCUUGCGGUGAUGGUGAAUGUCUUGAUAAAGAACUUUUCUGUAACGGUAAACCCGACUGCAAGGAUGAAUCCGAUGAAAAUGCUUGCUCCGUCGACGAAGAUCCCAACCGUGCCCCUGAAUGUGAUCCCACCCAAUGUGCUUUGCCCGAUUGUUUCUGUUCCGCUGAUGGUACCCGUAUCCCCGGUGGCAUUGAACCCCAACAAGUACCUCAAAUGAUUACCAUCACCUUCAACGGUGCCGUCAAUGUUGACAACAUCGAUUUGUACGAAGAUAUCUUCAACGGCCAACGUCAAAAUCCUAACGGCUGCUCCAUCAAGGGUACCUUCUUCGUUUCCCACAAAUACACCAACUACUCCGCUGUUCAAGAUUUGCACCGUCGCGGUCAUGAAGUGUCUGUGUUCUCUUUGACCCACAAGGAUGAUCCCAACUACUGGACCAGUGGUACCUAUGAUGAUUGGUUAGCUGAAAUGGCUGGUGCCCGUUUGAUCAUUGAACGUUUCGCCAACAUUACUGAUGGUUCCAUUAUUGGUAUGCGUGCUCCUUACUUGCGUGUCGGUGGCAACAAACAAUUCGAAAUGAUGGCUGAUCAAUUCUUUGUCUAUGAUGCUUCCAUCACUGCUUCUUUGGGACGUGUUCCAAUCUGGCCCUACACCUUGUACUUCCGCAUGCCCCACAAGUGUAACGGUAAUGCCCAUAACUGCCCAUCACGUAGCCACCCUGUCUGGGAAAUGGUCAUGAAUGAAUUGGAUCGUCGUGAUGACCCCACUUUCGAUGAAUCUUUGCCCGGUUGUCAUAUGGUAGACUCUUGCUCCAACAUUGCCUCUGGUGAACAAUUCGGUAGACUUUUGCGUCACAACUUCAACCGUCACUACAAUAGCAACCGUGCUCCUUUGGGUCUCCACUUCCACGCCUCCUGGUUGAAAUCUAAGAAGGAAUACCGCGAUGAAUUGAUCAAAUUCAUUGAAGAAAUGUUGGGCCGCAACGAUGUCUUCUUCGUCACCAACUUGCAAGUCAUCCAAUGGAUGCAAAACCCCACAGAAUUGAACGCUCUACGUGACUUCCAGGAAUGGAAGGAGAAGUGUGAUGUCAAGGGUCAACCCUACUGCUCUUUGCCCAAUGCCUGCCCCUUGACCACCCGCGAAUUGCCCGGUGAGACUUUGCGUCUCUUCACCUGUAUGGAGUGCCCCAACAAUUACCCCUGGAUCUUGGAUCCCACUGGUGAUGGUUUCUCAGUUUAAGUUGCCACUCGCUAGCUAGGCCAGGGAAGUAAUUUAUAUAAUGUUUAAGUUUUUGUUAGGAUUCUUAAAGAAAAAGAACAUAAUUUUUUAUAUAAAAAUCUAAAACACAGAGAAUUACGUUAUUAAAGUAGUUCCAACUAGAGUCUGAUUUAAAAAAAAAAAAAAACAAAAAAUCGAAAUAAUAAUUCACAAAUUAUAAUGCUUUAUAAAAUUAUACUAAAUCCUAGAAACUCUA
Messenger RNA from Lucilia sericata (common green bottle fly), 2010 nucleotides. It is a transcript of the gene verm, whose product is annotated as chitin deacetylase 1. Bases 174 to 1775 code for a protein of 533 amino acids. The record is from RefSeq and is a predicted model, not a curated record. The transcript is spliced from 6 exons. Gene Ontology annotation, molecular function: protein binding; chitin binding. Gene Ontology annotation, cellular component: extracellular region. Gene Ontology annotation, biological process: carbohydrate metabolic process. Lineage: Eukaryota; Metazoa; Arthropoda; Insecta; Diptera; Calliphoridae.